AUGCAUCGACGUCCUCUAACGUUAAAUGAAAUCAUCUCAGAGCUGGAAGAGGAAGUACCUAAUUCAAUAACAAUUUUGCCAUCAGAAAAUUGUAACGCUGAUGUUACCAACGAGGAUUCUCAUGAUGAAAAUCAGUCACGGUAUCUACACGGCAGUCCGUGCCAACGCCAGUCGCCGCACACGCCCCACGAAGCAGUGACAUGCGUCAAACCCGAACGAUGCACCAGAGACACAGAAGCGCUAAGAGUAUGUCAUGGGGUCCGCAUAGUCCCUACGACAACAUCAACAACGCCUUUACCACCACUCUCGUUACCGCGGGAAGUGACCGCACCCGCGGCCCCAGAGGAGCCUGCGUUACCGCCAGUAUGCGAGGACGCGCUCAGUUCCACCACUCCUCUGGCUCGACUAAGGGCUGCGAUGAGAAACCCCGUCUACACGCACAUGAAGGCUCUAAACGCCUUCAUUAUCUUCUACACUGAUGAACAUUUGUAUGUGAGCGGUUGGGACGGCGUUGGCGUGGCGGCCGUAAUGGCAGAUGUCGGAGCGGCGGUCUGGGUACCCGGCGCGGACGUGAAACGAGCGGUCGCCUCUUUGUCCUGCGCCUGGCAGGUGUUCAACGCCGACGACCCCAACCAGCCGUCUAUAUUCGAGUGGCUCACGGAGAGGUUGAAACGUGGUGACAGAAUAGGGGCGGAUUCCCGGCUGACUUCAUAUGCGGAGUGGACGUCGCUGGCCGACGCCCUACAGCAGCGGGGCGUGAACCUGACCGACGUGUCCACGCUGCUAGAUAAACUAUGGGCAGAGGAACUCGACCCGGCGAGACGCAGACCCGAGUUCUCCGAGAUCGUAGCCAAAUUGCAUCACAUGGAGUAUGUGGGAAUGAGUUGGCGCGAGAAAGUGUCCGCCGUGCGACGCGAGCUCAACGAGGCAGAAGUGGAUGCUAUGGUGGUCACAGCGCUGGAUGAAGUCGCGUGGCUGCUCAACGUGCGCGGUCGCGACUUGCCCUACGCGCCGCUGCUGAAAGCCUUCGUGAUCGUCAGCAAGCGGGACUUACGCGUGUACGCACCCCCUGGCAAACUCUCCAUGCCUGUCAGGGAGGCGCUGGCUGUCUACAACUGCUACUCGACCAACUGCACCAGGGUAAAUGACUACGCCAACAUCUACGCAGACCUCCGAAGAGCAACAGAGGGGAGAAUCCUCAUUCCUACUUCUGGAACCUUCCAACGAGGGGCUUCGGCGGCCAUAGCACAAAGCGUUCCGUUAAACAAGCAAGUGUUUCUAACCUCACCAAUCAUCUACCUCAAAGCCCAGAAGAACGAAGCCGAGGUUAAAGGCAUAAAGAAAGCACAUUUGAGGGACGCGGUCGCUAUGUGUACUCUUCUCUGCUACUUGCAAGAUCAGAAAAUAGCGCAUAUGAGCGAAAUAUCAAUCGCUAAGAUGGUGGAACUGACGCGUGAGACGCAGGCUGGGUUCGUGGGCGCUUCUAUGCGCACGCGCGUCGCUUUCGGCCCCAGCGGCUCCGAGCCAGAAUACUUCGCCACGCCAGGCACUAACCGACGCAUAUUCACAAAUUCCACGCUCAUCAUCCGCUCAGGGGGGCAGUAUGACGAGGGAACGACUGUGGUGACACGCACCUUGCACUACGGCGUGCCGGCUCGUGAGAUGAAACACGCGUACACGACGGUGCUGCGUUCCGUGGCAGCGCUAGCGUCGCUGCAGGCGCCCGCGUCACUACCAGCUGCUCACGCUGACCCCAUCGCACGCGCUCCACUGUGGCUUGCCAAACAAGACUAUGUGCAUCCCACAGGACACGGCGUAGGAGCUGCACUCAACAGGAGAGAAGAUCCAGUGGUGAUCGACUACAGGCAAGAUGUUAAUCUGCAUACUCUCAAAGAAGGUUAUUUUAUAACUAGCGAGCCAGCGUGGUACGACACUAAAUUCGGUGUUAGUUUGGGAAACGUACUAGAAGUGAUCCCCAAGGGCUCCAUGUACAUCGGCUUCCGAGAAGCCACGCUGAUACCGUACGAGCCGAAACUAAUAGAUAAGAAUAUGCUCACCGAUUAUGAGAUAAGUUGGCUGAACGCUUACAACGAAAGGAUAAGGACGACUGUUGGGCCAGAACUGAAGGCCCGAGGUCUCACCGACGUCUUCUACUGGAUGCAGAACAAGACCAUCCACAUCGAACCUCCUUCCAAAGUCAAGAGAGUAGUCAACUCAGCGGUAAAAAGAACGGUGGAACUAUCAACUUUAUUAAUUUCUAUCACUUUGGUUACAUGUAUUUAAUACAUUUCAUUAUCGAAGGUAAUUAAGUUCAUGUUAUUGUGAUCCCUUUCAUACAUUAUGUUUACCUAUUGAAAAAAAAAACGGGAAUACAAAACACCUUUGUGAUCAAAUUAAACUUUUCAUGAGUGAAAAAAUUGUAUUGGUGUGUUUUAAAAAAGUAAAGAAUAAUUUACUGCGGCCUGUAAGGCUCGCAUGUAGUGUGUUCGGAAAUAAAAGAUUGGCUUAGUACCAAAUGAUAUUUAUAUUGUGUUCAAAUACAGUUCUGUGACCGUCGCGUCUCAAGGGGGGAAAUAAAGGGGGUCACUGGCCUGGGAACAUUCGUGUCCAGAUUAGUCGAAGGUACAGCCGACGAAUGUCCGUUAAAGUGGUGCAGCUGUUUCCCGGUUGAAAAUCCUCCGGCAGCCUCUGGGAACAGGGCUCGGUCUUCGCUUGUGGUACGGUAGGCUUACGACCUAGAACCCAAAGGGCAGCACCUUAAUAAAUUGCUCCUGGACUCUCCCAAGACGACGACGAAGACGGUCCCAAACGGCCAACGGUUCAAAAUUAAAAAAAUAGGAGUAGGACAGACUGGCGUUACAAAGUUUACGUUAAGAUUUUUAGAGAGAAGAGAACAUCAUUACAAUACUGUUAUUAAUCCUAGACAGUAUUUAAACUCACCCCAGCGGGAACUAUAAACAAACUCCCGUUUUCAACGCGCUUACGCGUUUAGGUACGCGCGCGCGGUUGCGACGACUACUUAUUUGAAUUCCUCACUUUUUUUUAGUAAUGUUUUUAAUAAGUUAUAGUAUUAAGAUUUCGCCUCUGACGCAGUUUUUUGUAAACAUUGAAAAAUGUUUAGUAUAUUAUAUUAUUUACUUAUUAUACGACCUUUAUUCACGUACAACGUUACAUUACGUACCUAUUUAUUUGAAUUAAAUAUAGUUAUAGGCAAGUUUAAACAGAAAAGUUAAAACCAUAGAUACCUAAUAUACAUAUUGUUGGUUAAAUGUUACCUAAGCACCAUUUAAAUUGGUAUUUUUAAUAUUAUAAUUAACUGUAAGAAGGAUAAUAUAAAUAGUUUUAAGUAGAACUAAAAUAUGAAGUACUGGGGGGCUUUGAUUUAUUUUCUAUUAUAACGAGUGUGGAAAUAUAAAAAAAAUGAGAAAAAGUUGUUAAAUUUAUAUUAUUUAAUUACUAAAUGUAGCCCAAGAUUAGGGCUGCCAUCCGUCCGGGUUUCCCCGGAUUUGUCCUAGUUUACGGGGCGUCCGGGGAGCGUCCGGGUGGGGUUUUAUUUGUAGUCCGGGUUUAAAAAUUUACGGCAACGCAUAAGUGGCCCUUGGCGCUGCAAGUGUCCAUGGGCAGCAGUAGUGACCACUUAUUAUGAGGUAGCCGCUAGCUCUUUUGCCUAGAUCAACAUAAAAAAGUUGAUGUGUGACAUUUUUAACUGUUUUUUUAUUGGUCUGUCCGGGUUCUGGGCUCCAAAAUCCGGGGUUAUCACGCAUCGUAUCCUGGUUGCCACAUUUUAGAGAUGGCAGCCCUACCCAAGAUCGAUCUGAGUGGCGUGCAUUUUUAGAGGCCUAUGUCCAGCAGUGGACUAACAUGGGCUGUUGAUGAUGAUGAUGAUGAUGAUGACUAAAUCUAGGUGUGUGUAAACAAUUAAAAUUAAUCGGUAUCUACUUAAUUACACAUGGUACCUACGCCACAUUUGUACCUGCAACUGUACCAUUACAAAUUAGGUAAAAAAGUCUUGUUUAUAAAGACAUGGUUAUUUUAAAUAAUAAUGUGUCGUAAAUUUAAGGCUUCCUGUAUUUUCCUAGACCUUUUCUUAUACAUAUACUUACCUACAAUGCUUUUUUUUAAACUCUUUCACCUACAUGAAUUCACAAUACAAAUAUAUGCUUAUAAUGAAACACGCAUUUGUACUUAUAUUUCAUUAAGAGCAAUAUAUAUAUUUUAUAAAAUAAUAGUAUUAUAAAAGAGACUACGACGAUCCGUGAUGGUGCCUUCUGUAUGUUAUGCUAUACACACUCAAUUUGCAUAUACUUGCAAUCAUAAAAUAAUUAUACUAAUAUGCUGUUAGCACUUAGGAAUGCUUAUUUUAUUCUAAAUGGCCAAACACACCACUACACGUCGGCACAUUUUUUUAUAUAGUCAGGUAGGUAAAUGACUCUACCCCAACUGAUGUAAAGUGCUAAUAAAGUCAUAACGCGAAGAUAGCUGGUACAGC
Molecule: messenger RNA, 4489 nt
Organism: Chilo suppressalis (striped riceborer)
Lineage: Eukaryota; Metazoa; Arthropoda; Insecta; Lepidoptera; Crambidae
Source: the annotation of a GenBank genome assembly